AUGCAUUUUAUUUUAUACAUAUUAAUUGGUAUUUUGUGGGGGUGUACAAACGUGUUUAUAAAAAUCGGAUGCAAAGAACAAAAAAAAGAAAAAAAUACAAUAGAAGGAAUUGUUACAAUAUUAAAAAACAUCAACAUUAUUUUACCAUAUUUGUUAAAUCAGAUUGGGUCUAUGUUUUAUUAUUUUUUAUUAUUUAAAUCGGAUAUAUCAUUAGCAGUGCCUUUAUCAAAUGUUUCAUCUUUUGUUUUUACAUAUAUUACUGAAAUAAUUAUUUUAAAAAAAAAUAUUACAUACAAAUCUGUAUUAGGAUUAACAUUAAUUUGUAUAGGAUUAAUAAUUUGCCUAAACUCUUAA
Messenger RNA from Plasmodium berghei ANKA, 354 nucleotides. Its product is annotated as transmembrane protein 234, putative. Lineage: Eukaryota; Apicomplexa; Aconoidasida; Haemosporida; Plasmodiidae. The transcript has a single exon. The record is from RefSeq and is a predicted model, not a curated record. Bases 1 to 354 code for a protein of 117 amino acids.